This is a messenger RNA of Lathyrus oleraceus (garden pea), 1455 nucleotides long. RefSeq lists its product as uncharacterized. The transcript is spliced from 2 exons. Gene Ontology annotation, molecular function: nucleic acid binding; zinc ion binding. The record is from RefSeq and is a predicted model, not a curated record. Lineage: Eukaryota; Viridiplantae; Streptophyta; Magnoliopsida; Fabales; Fabaceae. The annotation marks the transcript as partial.
CAAAGAGAGAAUCCGCCGGUGUUUAAAGGGAAGCAUGAUCCAGAUGCAGCCUUGGGAUGGUUGAAAGAGAUCGAGAGAAUCUUCCGUGUUAUGGAUUGCACUCCAGCUCAGAAGGUUCGGUAUGGUACUCACAUGCUAGCAGUCGAAGCUGAUGACUGGGAAUUCAUGAGAAAGUAUUAUCCGGAAGAUGUCCGUGGUAAGAAAGAAAUUGAGUUCCUUGAGCUGAAGCAAGGAAACAUGUCUGUCACUGAUUAUGCUGCAAAAUUUGUGGAGUUGUCCAAAUUUUAUCCUCAUUACACUGGUGCUGGUGCUGAAUUUUCAAAGUGCAUCAAGUUUGAAAACGGACUGCGCUCUGAAAUUAAGAAGGCUGUUGGGUAUCAGAAGAUACGCAUUUUUACUGAAUUGGUUGAUAGCUGCAGGAUAUUUGAAGAAGACAAUAAUGCUCAUUACAAGAUUGUCAGUGACCGCAGGGGCAAGCAACAUCAAAACCGUGGCAAGCCGUAUGAUGCUCCAGUGGGAAAAGGGAAACAAGGAGCUGCUCCGGCUCAGAGGACUAGUAGGGGAGGUGCUCCUGCUGGUAUAGUUUGCUUCAAAUGUGGUCAGGCUGGUCAUAAGAGUAAUGUAUGCACUGCUGAAGUAAAGAGGUGUUUUCGCUGUGGUAAGACUGGCCAUGCAAUAGCUGAUUGCAAGCACAAGGAAAUGAUUUGUUUUAAUUGUGGCGAAGAAGGGCAUAUUGGAAGUCAGUGUCAGAAGCCAAAGAAAUCUCAAACUGGAAAGGUGUUCGCAUUGACCGGAACUCAAACCUCCAGUGAGGACAGACUUAUCCGAGGUACAUGUUUCAUAAAUGGUACUCCUUUAAUUACUAUUAUUGAUACCGGUGCUACACACUGUUUUAUUUCUGCUAACUGUGCUCGAAGACUGGGUUUAAAAUUGUCCGCUUUGGAUGGGGAAUUGAUUGUUGAGACCCCAGCUAAGGGAUCAAUAACUACUUCUUUGGUAUGUUUAAAAUGUCCUUUGUCGAUCUUCGAUAAAGAUUUCUAUGUUGAUUUAAUAUGUUUGCCGUUGGAUGGCAUGGAUGUAAUUCUUGGUAUGAACUGGUUAGAGUAUAAUUAUGUUUAUAUAAAUUGUCAUCAUAAGUCGGUGAGGUUUUCCACUCCUGAAGAGGAAGGAGUUGACUUAUUACCUUUCAGAGAAUUGCGAAAAUUGAUGAAAGAGGGAGCUCAGAUGUUUUCUUUGAUGGCGACGUUGUCGGUUGAGAGUAAAGCUAAGAUUGAGGAACUGUUAGUGGUGAAAGAAUUCCCUGAAGUUUUUCCUGAUGAAAUUCCUAGUGUGCCGCUAGAGAGGGAAGUUAAAUUUACUAUUGAUCUGGUACCUGGUACUAGGCCUGUUUCGAUGGCACCGUAUAGAAUGUCGGCAUCUGAAUUGUAUGAAUUAAAGAAGAAAUUGGAAGACUUA